Molecule: messenger RNA, 1390 nt
Organism: Contarinia nasturtii (swede midge)
Lineage: Eukaryota; Metazoa; Arthropoda; Insecta; Diptera; Cecidomyiidae
Product: arrestin domain-containing protein 17-like
Exons: 5
Coding region: 156-1289 (377 amino acids)
Biological process (GO): protein transport
Cellular component (GO): cytoplasm
Source: RefSeq, a predicted model, not a curated record
UUGUCAGUUAAGUUUUGCCUUUUCAGCAACAAAGUUUAUUGCAUCAGUGAUUUAUGAGACUUUUCUCUUAAUUUUGUAAAACCAAAUAUAUGUGAAAAGAAGUAUAUAAGUGAAGAAGGAAUAACCUAAUAUUUAAAAAAAAAUCUUGUAAAAAAAUGUCAAUCUCAUGUGAAAUUGAUUUUGAAAGGAAUCCGCUAAAAGUGAUUCACUCUGGUCAGCAAUUGCGCGGCAUUGUUAGUCUAAAGUUUAAAAAACAAAAGAAGGUUUGCGGUAUCUAUAUCCGGUUAUAUGGUGGGGCGUAUGCAAGUUGGACUGAAUUUGAUCUUUUAAACUUUGGAUGCGAUCGUAUUUUUUGUUAUGAUUAUACAAAAACCUAUACGGUCAAAGAAGAGCAUUUCAAUGAACGAGCAUACUUUUUGGGCGAUGAUAGUGGUGUGUGUGUUGGAAGCCAACGUUUAAAAAAAUCACCGCUCAUAUUUAAAAUGUCACCCGGUGUGCAUAGUUAUACAUUUGAUUGUACGUUACCAUCAACACUGCCGACGUCCGUGGAGGGGAAACACGGUCACAUAAAAUACUUGACUUGUGUUGUGGUCGAUGUUUUGCAUUCAGAGAAGCGUGUAUUUCAGCAGCCAUUCACUGUUAUCAAGCCGAUUGAUUUGAAUGCUGAACCAGAAUUUCGAAAUCCGAUUAUUGCAAAGUUAACCACAGAUGAUAUGCAAAUUUUUGUGCUAGUACCAGUUUGCGGAUACACUCCCGGCCAAGUAAUCAAUCUUGAAAUUGAUGUAAACAAUAAAAGCAAGCGGUCAAUCACUGAAUUUGGCAUUGAGCUCGUUAGAGAAAUUGUUUACUCCAAAUCUGCCAAGAGCAAUCAUCACAAAGUGGAAAGAGUUUCGAUUGUAAAAACAAAAACACGUGGCUGCGAAAAAUAUCAAAGCGAAAUCAUUGCUGCAAAUAUCCCAUUGCCGUCGAUUCCACCAACGGAUCUCACAACAAAUCCCAUUCUUAAAAUCAGCUAUUUCAUGCGCGUUGUUGGCUUCGUUAAUUCGGUUUUCUUUCGCAAUGACAAUCCGAAGCUUGAAUUUCCAAUUACUAUUGGCUCGCGUCCAAUUCAAGAUGAUUCGCCGUAUUCAAACUGGAACAAUGGCCGAAUACCAUUCGAUCAACAUGAUUUAAACAAAGAACGAUUCAUUUAUGAAGAAACUCUACGAAGAUAUGGCGCAAUUGGCAGCAAUUUCAGACCAACGUAUCCAGUAUUUAAAAGAGAAACUUCAUAUUCCAUUCAAAACUAAAAACAAACUGACUUUCGGAGCUAGACACAACACAAUCUUCAUAUGUGCACUUGGAAAUUCGGAUUAUUCGGUGUAAUUAAGUAAUUGUUGGGUGAACUUUA